GAUGUUCGCUUACGCUAUACGUUCGUACAUCCUCGUCGCCAUCGCGUCUGCAGGUUUUUGGUUACCCCAAAAAUGCCAAAACGGAAAUCCAUGCCAAAACGGGGGUACAUGCUUUUAUUUCCCCAACCACAGUGGGGAAAUUGUCUGCAAAUGUACUACCGGAUGGGACGGACAAUUCUGCACGACCCCUUUCCGGUACAUCGGAUGUUUUACUGACACUUCGACCCGUAUCAUGCCUGUCAGGCUACCCGAUUCGAAAUCAAACUCGCCGAUGGAGUGCGCCGCUCGUUGCCAUGGCUACGCGUAUAGCGGCACGCAGUACGGAAUCGAGUGCUUUUGUGGAGACUCUCUGAACGCCACGAAAAGGCCGGACUACGAAUGUAAAAUGGCGUGUCCUGGGGACAGCACAAGGAAAUGCGGUGCAGGCUGGAGGAUGAGCGUCUACAGCAACAGGGCUGUUCCACAGCUGUCGACUCGCGAACAAGGAAAAUUGUGGUUCGGAAACAACACUGUGUGAGCUGAUACGAACUUGGCCUAUCGAAAACUGAUUGCUUUUGUUAUUUUAAAAGAACAAUAUAUUUUUCUUUUUAACUAAGUGCCUUAUUACAGAGAAGUGUUUGCAUUGUUUGCAUUCUACUUUGCUGAGCUUGUUCAGCAUGGAUAAAAGUUAUAUUAAAGACUGAUUCUCCUAGACUUGUGUAU
Dreissena polymorpha is the source of this 702-nucleotide messenger RNA. RefSeq lists its product as uncharacterized. The record is from RefSeq and is a predicted model, not a curated record. The coding region runs from base 2 to 517 and encodes 171 amino acids. NCBI's taxonomy places the organism in Eukaryota, Metazoa, Mollusca, Bivalvia, Myida, Dreissenidae. The transcript is spliced from 4 exons.